AUGUUUUCGCCAAUGUCAUCGGGCAAGGGGAGACCAGCGGACGCUGAGAUGGUACUACUGCUCUGCCCUCCAAUCUCACACCCGUCACGGCUGCAGGUCUCAUCACAGCUGCUGACCAUCCUUUGUGUAGCCCACACUCUGUGUCGGGGCCUCACGUGGACCUUGGUGUCAGGUCCAUCUGAAGACGCAGAGCAGCAAGAACGAGAACCCCAGACCCGGCAAGGCCGCCGUGCUGUGUGCAGGCCUGUGGGCCGUCGGGGUGGUGGGCAGCAGACUCUGGGCAUGAGGGUGUCCGCUGUCUGUGGGCAGACCCCCCAGGAGUUGUGGCCAUGGGAGCAGGACAGCGUUUCCGGCCACAAGGAGGAGGGUGUGGAGAGCAAGGGGCUCCUGGGACCCGUCGGGGAGGAGUCGGGGGUCAGCUGGGUCAGCGAUCAGUACUCGGUGGGGCUGGAUGGAUACGUGAGGUGGCGGCAGGUGACGGCAGGGGAGGCUGUGUCCGAGCAGCAGGGGACUGGCGAGGGCCUGCUCUGUGACACAUCACCCAAACUUAGAGGCUGUAAGACCUGUCUGUCUCUGAGGGUCAGGAUCCUGCAGCCGCUCGGCUGGGUGGUCCCAGCUCGGGCCCCCCACGGGGCUGGUGUCAAGGUGUCCGCCGGGUGCCACCAUUGGGAGGUCCACGUCCACGAGGGCUGGCCUCAUCCUGCUGGUCGUCAGCUGGGUGCCUGA
This is a messenger RNA of Rangifer tarandus platyrhynchus (Svalbard reindeer), 726 nucleotides long. NCBI's taxonomy places the organism in Eukaryota, Metazoa, Chordata, Mammalia, Artiodactyla, Cervidae. The record is from the annotation of a GenBank genome assembly.